AUGGCGCAUACAGAUUCCUUUAUCUUGACCACUCUAAAUAAUGGAAUACAAAAAGUGGUACUCAAUAAACCUGCCAAAAAGAACGCAAUUUCGAUCCCGAUGUAUAAGGAAUUAACAAUACUUUUAAACGAAUCUGCCAACAACAAUAAAGUAUUAAUAUUUGCAUUGACAGCAAAUGGAGAUUUCUUUAGUAGUGGCAACGACAUGAGCAGUAUGAUGAAUGUAACUCCUACUAUUGAAGAUGCAAUUUCGACUGUUAAGAAUUUUGUUGAUGCAGUAAUCAUGUAUCCGAAACUUUUGAUAGCUGUUGUAAAUGGACCAGCAAUAGGAAUAGCAUCUACAAUAUUAGGGCUCUUUGAUUUAGUAUAUGCUUCAGAUAAGGCAUAUUUUCAUACACCAUUUAGUUCUUUGGGUCUUGUCGCUGAAGGAUGUUCUACAUAUACAUUCCCUAAAUUAUUUGGACAUUCCAAAGUAUGA
This is a messenger RNA of Camponotus floridanus (Florida carpenter ant), 477 nucleotides long. Its product is annotated as enoyl-CoA delta isomerase 3, peroxisomal. Lineage: Eukaryota; Metazoa; Arthropoda; Insecta; Hymenoptera; Formicidae. The coding region runs from base 1 to 477 and encodes 158 amino acids. The record is from RefSeq and is a predicted model, not a curated record. The transcript is spliced from 4 exons.